Nymphalis io (European peacock) is the source of this 4192-nucleotide messenger RNA. RefSeq lists its product as uncharacterized. Gene Ontology annotation, molecular function: DNA-binding transcription factor activity; zinc ion binding. The coding region runs from base 57 to 2714 and encodes 885 amino acids. NCBI's taxonomy places the organism in Eukaryota, Metazoa, Arthropoda, Insecta, Lepidoptera, Nymphalidae. Gene Ontology annotation, cellular component: nucleus. The record is from RefSeq and is a predicted model, not a curated record. The transcript is spliced from 11 exons.
GCGGCAACUACUCGACCAAUAUUGAUAUUGUGUACGUUUUGUGGAGAAAUGAGAAAAUGGAUGGUUUUAUUAAUUCAAAGAUAGAAAAACAAACGAUAUAUGAGAUAUAUCGAGCAUGUCGUCUUUGUGGUGCCGGUGCUGGCUACAAAAUGCCUAUAAUUCAGAAUGUUGUCAACUUGGACGGUGCCGAAGUGGAACUCAAGCAGAAAAUACGCGAAUGUGUUCAAAUAGAGGUCCAUCAAGACGACAAAAUGCCACCAUUAAUAUGCGAAUUAUGCGUUGAUAAAGUUAACGAUUUCUAUGAAUUCCUGGAAAUGUGCAGACAUACAAACAAACGGACUAGGUUGAGACUGGGCUUGCCUCCACAGUCACUGCAUAGAGGAGUGGUAAGGCCGGACGCUGGUGAUUGCAUACUCGGAGUUACAGAACCUGUAUUCAUCAAUGAAGAUUCAAGUGAUCAUUCCUCGAGGUCGAGAAAUAAAUCGAGUAAGAGUAGCAAAAAUAGAAAAGUUGAUUGCAAAGUUAUGAUGUCUAAUAAUUUAUCCAGAAGAGAUGUUCACGAUAGAAGAAACGAGACCAGGUCUCUACGGAGCAAGCAGCCCAGUCCACCUCGUUUGAGGGGUUCUAGGAGAUAUAAUGACGAAGAUGAAAAGCUAAGCAAGUUGCAGACGUCAAAGAGAACAUCUGAUACGUUACCCAAGUCUAUAUUGAAGGAUCAAAGAGAUUUCCAGAGCGACGACAAUUCAUACUUAACUCCCAGACUGAAGAGGCCGCGGGACCGAAACGUCUCAAAUAAAAAAGAAACGCAAAACAAAAAAGUCAAGAUCCAAGAGAAGCUGCUACCGCAACGCGCGACUCGAACAUCACCGUACGUCAAGAUUAAGUCACCGCCGCCGUCGCACAAGUGUAAUAGUUGUAAGGCUGAGUUCGACAACUACAGGUCGUUGAACAAUCACAAGAGAUCACACUCAUACAAACAUGCAGACACGAAACAAAACAAGAACAAUAGCAAAGGUGUGAAGUGUACGGAUUGCAGGAAAUCCUUCCCUAACAAGAUGCUUUUGAACAUCCACAGGUGUUCUAAACAAGGAGGUGAUUGCAGUAAAUGCAAUAAGCAUUUCUAUUCACAUAAAAGCUUAAUACAACACCAGCGGAGUUGCAGUCAAAGGAGAAAAGAAGUGUACAUUCAACCGAAUAUUCGUCGCAUACUGAAGCCGUUGCAAGUGCGUGUGGCGCGCUGCGAUCCGAUACUAAGGAACGUGUCGGGCGAGCAUUAUGACGUGGCCGGGGUUGAGAAUGAUUUCGGUCUAGACAAGAACUGCCUGUAUCCUUUCAUGUCUAUAGGAGGUACGCGCAUUAAAUUCGAACCGGGCUAUAUGGUUGAUAUAAACGAUGAUAUAAAGAAAGCAUUGGAUGCUGAUAAAUAUGUCCAUUGGGACUCUGAUGAUAGCGAUAGUGAUACAGACCAAACAGAUGCAUCCAGAAAGAGAAUCGACAGCUUAGUCUCGCUAUCAAUAAAGACAAUAUUCUCACAAAGGUUCCUCGGUAAAGUCCCAAAGAAACGCAGAAAGGUUAAAGCUGAGAAGGCAUUCGAUUCGAUAUUGAAUGUAAGUGAUUUUGAUACAGAGUUGAAACGUGGCAUCGAUAAUAUAAUAGAUAGUCUGAAUGAUGAUGAAAGAACCGAUGAAUCCAUAAAUAAAGGUAAAGCUGAUAGAAGUGGUGAUAAUGAUUCGUUGUUUGGUGAUGAUAAUACAACAGCUGUCACUAAUGAUGAUUUUGAUUCUUUAUUUGAUAAUAAUAAAAAUGUAUCGAAAUUAGAUACAGUUAAAAACAGUGAUAAUACGUGCAAUAGUGAUGUAAGUGAAAAUGUUCCAAAAAAAAAUGAUUCUGAUGGAAUAGUUCUAGAAGAUGAAGCAGGUGGAAUUGGAAGAAGUUUAGAAGAAAAUUUAAUUAAUAAUGGAAUUCAAUUAACUGAUGAUUUGAAAUUAAAUAAAAAUGAAAUUAAAAUGAAUACAGAACUUGAAGAAAGCUCAAGUGAUAUGCAUAAAGAUAUUGAAACAGAGGAAGGCAAUAGGGUUGAUAAUUCAAAAGUGAACCAAGAGUUAAAAAGUAAUAUUUUAUUAGAGAAAGAAUAUAUUGAAACAAAAGAUUUAGAAAUAGAGAAGAAAUCGAAUGAAUUAAUAGACAUAGAAAAUAAAUCUGAAUUUAUAUCGCGAACUAUUGAUAGUAAUAUUAAGCUUGUUAAUGAAAGCUCGUUAAGUAUAACAAGUGAAUUAGAUGCAAUAGAAAACACAGAAUCCAGUAAAACUAAUGAUGAUAGCGGAGAUAUUAACAAGAGUAAUAAUAUUACAAAUGUAAUAGAAAACGAACUUAUUGAGAAGCCAUCCAAUACAGAAAUAGUAGAAGCUGAUAAUGUUAGUAAUAGGAAAGAAAAUAGCGAUAAAGUCAAUGAAACUCGGGUUAAUGGUGAUAAGGUGCCAGAGGAAAAGAACACAAUGUCCGACUUAGAAGAUCUGAGUGACUCAGAGAUGGACGACAAUCAUUUAAUGGCCGCUCUCGACGCACAAAUAGGCGAGAACGAGAUGGGAGAUGCGAAAUGUGAUUCGAAAGAUAGUGACAAAAAACCGGACAAAAUAGAUGACAUGGUACCGAGUUCUGUGAGAUCCGCUGAUCUUGAAAGCAUAUCCGAUGAUGACUUUAAUUUAAAUGAGUGAAGUUAUUAGAAUCGUAUAAAUAUUUUGUUUUUUAACAAACAUUCACUUGAGAAGUUCAAUAUUAUAUCAUAUAUUAAGUUUUUUCUAUGAUUAAAAUAUUUUCGUUAACAGAUUUAUAAGAUGAUUUGUUUUAUAUUUUAAAUUUUUCUGUCUUUUUUUUAUGAAGUAGGCAGAUUGGCCACCUGGUGGUAAAUGGUACACCACAAUGGUUUUUUUUUUAUGGGUCACCUAAUGGUAAGUGGUCACCAACGCCCUUAGACAUUGGCUUUGUAAGAAAUGUUGACCAUCGCUUACAUCACCAAUGCGCCACCAACCUUGGGAACUAAGAUGUAAUGUCAGUGGCUCACUCACCCUUCAAACUGGAAUAUAACAAUCGAGCCGAGAUAGCCUGGAUGGUUUGAUGGAUGGUUAGAUCUCGUGAAUCUUAACCGACGAUCGUGGGUUCAAACCCGGGCAAGCACCACAAGAAUUUUCAUGUGUUUAAUUUGUGUUUAUAAUUACUCUCGUGCUUGACGGUGAAGGAAAACAUGGUGAGGAAACCUGCAUGUGUCUAAUUUCAUUGAAAUUCUACCACAUGUGUAUUCUACCAACCCGCAUUGGAGCAGCGUGGUGGAAUAAGCUCCGAACCUCCUCCUCAAAAAGGGAGAGGAUGCCUUAGCCCAGCAGUGGGACAUUCACAGGCUGUUACUAUACUGGGUGGUACCUACCCAGACGAGCUUACACAAAACUCUACCACGAGUAGUAGACACUGGUGCUGUAAGAAAUAUUAACCAUUCCUUACAAAGUCAAUGGGCCACCAACCUUGGGAACUAAGUCUCUUGUGACUGCUGUUACACUGUUCUAUUCAAGUGUUAAGAAUAUCAAGUGUUCUUAUAAUGGUCAAAUUUGACAACACGACGUUCGUUAUCAAAAUUCGAAAAAUACAUUAAUUUGCAUGUUUCGAGUAUAUAUUUUUUAGUGCUCUAGCUCGUCAAAAUACAUAUUAAAAAAAAAACCAAAAUACUGUUAUAUACUGAUACUGUUUUGCCUUUGCCUAAAAUACAUAACAUUUGUAAGAACUUGGUCUCGACUCAGAAAUACAACGAGGUUAAUAUAUCAGAAAUACAACGAGGUUAUAAAUGAGUUAAAUAAAAUCCCGCUCUAAAGAUCAAUCAAAUCGCCCUAUCUGUCAAAGUUUUUGUUGCCAGAUUAAAAAUGUACAUUAUUCUUGUUUAAUAUAAAAAGCGAUAGAUACUCUAAAUUAAUAUUAAAUAUUAAUGGCAGCGUUUACCUGAAAUAAAACGAAUAAGGUAAUUAAAUUAAUAAGCGUUUUAUUUCAGGUAAAACGCUGCUAUUAAAUUGACUGUCCCUUAUUCGAAGCUUUAUUAAAUGAGACAUGUGAUGGUUUAAAGAAUCUUAUUGUAGCAAACGAACAAAAAUAUAUUUGUUCUAACAUUAAAAUGAAAAAGUGUAUUAGUUACAUAAUGCAUAUAAUAAAU